GGGAGGGAGCCAAGGUUAGACUUGAUGCUCACUGAAGCUGGAGGAAGGUGGGAUGAGAGGACCCACUGGGGGCUGGGGAUGGAGCAGAUCAGCUCAUGAAGGAGGCUCCUCGGCGAGUAAGGUGAGGCUCAAAGAGAACUGAGUUGAUCAAGUUCACCCAGCAGGUAAGUGGAGGAGCAGGCCUGCAGGACUCUCUCUCUCUGCUCUAGGACCAGGCCUCAUUCCUCACCUCCAGGGCUGGACUGUGCAGGGAAGGGGUGUUGGCUGAGGAAGGGGUGUGUGUGAAAGAAGUGCCAGGAAUGCCGGGCAGUGGAGGCUCUGGGCCUGGUGGAUUGGUGGAUUCUGCCAGGCCUGGGUCAGCUCCCAGCCCAGUGACCUCCCUGCCCCACCCCUCCCCAUCAUGGGAUCUGUCUCUUGGUGCCUAGGCCUGUAGUCUGUGGCCUGGAGGGAACUUGGGGGUUGCAGUGGCAGGGAACCUCCCUCCCACCCUCCAUAAAGAUACCCUUCCUGUCUCCUAGCAGCCCAAGCAGCUGAUCUGGGCUUAGGGCGUCUCUCUUUCUAGGGGCCGGUCCCCAAUUUUCUUCUGGCUGAGAACAAUUAGCGCUCCUUGUUUUCCUUCGGGAACCCGCUGGGACAGGAACCCCCCACAUUUCGUGCAUGUGCAUUCUGGAGCAGAAGCCCCCCCCCCCCCCCCCUUAUACCCCAAACCCUUCUCCCCACCCCCAGGAGGAUCCGAGGGGUCCCUUACUUGCAAGCCUACAUCUCCUUCCCUGGCGGGAACCCGCUUUUCACUCUUCGGCGGCGAGUGGGCACAGCGGAAUGGCCGUUGGUCUCUGUCAAAGUCACUGGGGCCUGGGGGUGCGGGGGGAAUCCAGCCGCCUGGGCCGCGGGGAGGGAGGGGCCGCGGCCUCGGCUGUGUCCAGCGCCCAGGCGUCCGCCGUGGGGUCGGGUGGCGCGGUGGGCUGUGUUCCGUCCUCCGGCCUCCAGGGGGCGGCGCGGCGCCGUGACCUCGAGCGCCCUGCGGUCCCUCCCGCCGCGGCCGGGAGGGGGCGCCCGCGGACGCCGGCUGCACGCUGGUACGGCCGUCGAGGCUCCGCUGCUGACGUCCGUCCGGGCUCCGGUGUGUGGCCUCCCGGCUUCUUCGCUGAUCCUCGUAGCAGCGUGUCCGGGGGCGCCUGGACUGCGGCUACGUCUGCGCUCCCGGGGCCGGGGCCGGGCACCCAACCUGGCACCUCCUACGGCCUAGUGCCUUCUGCCUGCCUUGCCCGCCGAGAGCUACCCCGUCGACCUACCGACCUACCGACCGCUUUGAACCCCUUUUCCUGGAUGAGCUGAGGCCUCCGUUCACACCGAGGCCCCAGCCCCCCUCCCGCUUGCCAUGAGCAGGCCCAGCCUUGAGGAGUGGGUGACGGAGGAGUCCCUGGAGGAGGAUGGGGAUGAGUCUCCAGACUCCCAGGGCCGAGCCGCCGACUGGAGGUUUGCUGUGUGCCGUUUCAGGGAUGCCUGGGAUGAGGAGGAGCCUGCUCCCCAGGUGCAGGUUAAGGACCCCCCCAAUCCUCCAAGACCGCCAGCCGGGGCAGCUCAGGGGGAAGGGCUACAGGCCGGCCCCCUGUCUGGGGAGCUUCAGCCAACCCCAGGACGGGUGCCUGGAGAUGGGUCAGGGGAUGGCCAGAGGGGCGCGUUAGGAGGUCCCUCAGGCAAGUCCGAGGAACCGGUCCCCUCUGAAGUGAAGAGCCUCCUAUGCCUCAUGUCCUCCCACCUCAGCCUGGCACAGGGCAGUGGUGCCAGCCAAGGGGGAGACUUGGCAGGGGACCCUGACUCAGGCAGGCUAAUGACAACUGACUUGGACCCUGGGGAGUCGGGCAACGAUUCUGUGAACCUGGGAGGCCCGUUACCUGAGACAUCAUCACAGCUGCUGGCGGCAGACCCUGAUGGAUCCAGCCUCCCUGAGCCCGCUGACUACCUUCUGGCCCAAGACCUUGCCUGGGAGCUGCUGGCCAGUGGCAUGGCUGCCCUGCCAGGGACUCGGGAUGUAGACGGCCGGGCGGUGCUGCUUCUGUGUGCUCAUAGCCACACCUGGCUUCAUCCCAAGGGCAGCAGCCAGGAGCUCCUCCGCCUGCUGCUCUACCUGCGAAGCAUCCCCAGCCUCGAAGUGCAGGCCCUGGGACUGACUGUGCUCGUGGAUGCCCGGAUUUGUCCCCCGAGCUCUCCCCUCUUCUGGGGGCUCAGCCAACUGCAAGAGGCAGCCCCAGGGUCCGUGCACCAGGUGCUGCUGGUGGGAGAAAUGCCAGAGAAGGUGCCUUCCGGGCUGCAGCUAGAGCAGUUGUCCUCUCUUCAGGGCCUGCUGACCCACAUCUCCGCUUCCUGGUUACCCGCUUCCCUGGGAGGAGGCCUUCCUUACUGCCAUCAGGCCUGGCUGCACUUCCGGAUGCGUCUAGAAGCCCUACAGCAGAGCUGCCACGUGGUUUGUGCCCUGCUCCAGGGGGCCAUUGACACUGUGAAGGCUCUGCCCCAGCCCCUGGAGACGGGGGAAGUUGAUCAGCUGCUACAGCAGGCACAGGCCCUGAUGCAGCACGUGCUAGACUCACCACAGCUGGCCUGGCUACAAUGCCAGGGGAGCUUGGAGCUGGCCUGGCUGAAGCAGGAGGUCCCAGAAGUGACCCGGAGCCCAGACUACAGGCCAGCGGUGGACAAGGUCGAUGAGCUGUAUGGUCGUGUGGAUGGGCUGCUGCACCAACUGACCCUGCAGAGUAACCGUCGAGUACAGGCACUGGAGUUGAUCCAGACACUGAAGGCCCAGGAGGGCAGGCUGCACCAGAUUGAAUCGUGGCUGCAGCAGGUGGGCUGGCCAGCACUGGAGAAGCCAAGGGAACCCUCGAUGGACACCCUGCUCCAGGCCCAAGGCCCUUUUCGGGAGCUGGACCCGGUUGCCCAGGAGCAGGUCAGGCAAGGGGAGAAGUUGCUGCAGCCACUGGCUGGCUGGGGAACAGCGGAACUGGGUCCCCUUGGGGCCCGCUUUCUGGCCCUGCAAGCCCAGCUGACGGAAUUCUCUCGAGCUUUGGCCCAGCGGCGGCAGUGGCUGGCAGAUGCCGAGAGGCUGUCGUGCUUCUUCAAGCAGGCCUCAACGUGGGCUGAGGAGGGGCAGCGGGUGCUGGCAGAGUUGGAGCAGGAGCGCCCAGGGGUUGUGCUGCAACGGCUGCAGCUGCACUGGACUAAACACCCUGACCUGCCUCCUGCCCACUUCCGAAAGAUGUGGGCGCUGGCCACGGGCCUGGGCUCUGAAGGCAUCCGCCAGCAGUGCCGCUGGGCCUGGGCACAGUGCCAGGACACCUGGCUGGCCCUGGACCAGAAGCUAGAGGCCGCACUGAAGCCACUCCCAAGGGGCAGCAGAGCCAGCCUGUGUGCCAGCCAGUCCCCAGUUGCGCCUGCCACCCCUCUGCUGAGGAAGGCGUACAGCCUGGAUCGGAGUCUGGGGCAGAGUCUCAGAGAGUCUGUCCAGCACUGCCACCAAGUGGCCGGUGUGGCUGGCUGUCACAGACCAGAGGCUGGUGCCCAGCCUGGGUUAUCCCCCACGGUGAUUCUGCCAGGCAGCUCUGAUCCCAGGAGUCCCAACAGGCUCCAGUUGGUGUUGGCAGAGAUGGUGGCUACAGAGCGGGAGUAUGUCCGUGCCCUUGACUAUACCAUAGAGAACUACUUCCCUGAGCUGGAUCGCCCUGAUGUGCCCCAGGGCCUCCGUGGCCAGCGUGCCCACCUCUUCGGCAAUCUGGAAAAGCUGCAUGACUUCCACUGCCACUUCUUCCUGCGUGAGCUGGAGGCCUGCACGCAGCACCCACCCCGGGUGGCCUAUGCCUUCCUGCGCCACAGGGUGCAGUUUGGGAUGUAUGCGCUGUACAGCAAAAAUAAACCUCGCUCCGAUGCCCUCAUGGCUAGCUAUGGCCACUCCUUCUUCAAGGACAAGCAGCAAGCCCUGGGGGACCACCUGGACUUGGCCUCCUACCUGCUGAAGCCCAUCCAGCGCAUGAGCAAGUACGCGCUGCUGCUCCAGGAGCUGGCUCGGGCCUGCGGGGGGCCCGUGCAGGAGCUGAGUGCUCUGCAGGCUGCCCAGAGCCUGGUGCGCUUCCAGCUGCGACACGGCAAUGACCUGCUUGCCAUGGAUGCCAUCCAGGGCUGUGACGUGAACCUCAAAGAACAGGGGCAGCUGGUGCGACAAGAUGAGUUCUCGGUGCGCACGGGGCGCCACAAGUCCCUGCGCCGAGUCUUCCUCUUCGAGGAGCUGCUGCUCUUCAGCAAGCCUCGCCGAGGACCCACAGGCAUCGACGUGUUUGCCUACAAGCGCUCCUUCAAGGUAGGCCCCCCGCCCCCACCCCGGGCCCCACGCUUCCCCACGCCUCACGCACCCCUCUCCGCCACACAGAUGGCGGACCUUGGCCUCACUGAGUGCUGUGGGGACAGCAACCUGCGCUUUGAGAUCUGGUUCCGCCGUCGCAAGGCCAGGGACACUUUUGUGCUGCAAGCUGCCAGCUUGGCCACCAAGCAGGCAUGGACGGCUGACAUCUCCCGCCUGCUGUGGAAGCAGGCCGUUCACAACAAGGAGGUGCGCAUGGCCGAGAUGGUGUCCAUGGGCGUGGGGAACAAGGCCUUCCGGGACAUCGCCCCCAACGAGGAAGCUAUUAGCGACCGCACCAUCAACUACGUUUUAAAGAGCCGAGAAGUUCGUUCUCGGGCCUCCAUCGCUGUGGCCCCGUUCGACUGUGAGAGCCUCUACCUGGGGGCCUCGAGUCCCCUUCCUGCAGACCCUGCCUCUGGCUCAGUCCUAGGGUCCCUCAACCUGCACCUGUACAGAGACCCGACUCCUCAGGGCCUCCGCUGGCCCCUGUAUUCCACCUGCUUCCCAGAGGAAACGGCGCUGGAGGCUGAAGGGGAGCUGGGCAGCCAGCCGUCCUUGACUCCUGAGGACUCAGAGGUCUCAUCCCAGUGCCCAUCAGCUAGUGGCUCCAGUGGCUCUGACAGCAGCUGUGUGUCAGGGCAGGCUCUGGGCAGGGGCCUCGAGGACUUGUCUUACGUCUGAGCCCAGGCUCGAAGGUGAGCAGUGGAUCCAGCAGCCUAUUAACUCCAAAGAGCAUCAUCUCUGUCUGGAUCUCCUGUGACCUGGGCAUAGCUGACACCUGGACCACUUCCAGCCCACACUCACUGCCCUAUUGACUACCCAUUCUGACAUCUGUACCCACUGGACUCCAGGGGAGCACCGGGUCCUGGGCUCCUGGCUCCAUGUCCCUUCCCCCGUCUCUCCAGUUCCCACCCAGUUGUGGGUUAGGAUUAGGCUAGAGCAGAGGGUGGGUGUUUCCAUGCUCGAGGCUGGUGGGCACCAAGUGGCUCAGCAGUGACUGGGAUGCCCCACUCCUCCGGGAGGAGCAUGGGCAAGUCCCAGCAGCUGCUUCUCAAUCUUGGUCUCAGCCAAGCUCCUUAAACUAAGGGGAAAUCCUCUUGGGCCCUUAUGUUGCCUGCCCUGGCUGCCCAGGCCCAGCCCCUUCUUACCUGGGUCAGUUUGGUUAUAUUGACUCAGUGCCUUUUGAAUAGCUUUCAGUUAGAUUUGUUGUCUAAACUUAUUUCAGUGGUUUUUGGCAUCUCAGAGAGGGUUUGACUUGUUAUUUACUCUUUUAUUUGUUUAUAAUAAAAA
Molecule: messenger RNA, 5677 nt
Organism: Pipistrellus kuhlii (Kuhl's pipistrelle)
Lineage: Eukaryota; Metazoa; Chordata; Mammalia; Chiroptera; Vespertilionidae
Gene: PLEKHG4
Product: pleckstrin homology and RhoGEF domain containing G4
Exons: 22
Coding region: 1379-5068 (1229 amino acids)
Molecular function (GO): guanyl-nucleotide exchange factor activity
Source: RefSeq, a predicted model, not a curated record